Xiphias gladius (swordfish) is the source of this 1504-nucleotide messenger RNA. RefSeq names its product protein SCO1 homolog, mitochondrial (gene sco1). The transcript is spliced from 7 exons. Bases 185 to 1084 code for a protein of 299 amino acids. The record is from RefSeq and is a predicted model, not a curated record. Lineage: Eukaryota; Metazoa; Chordata; Actinopteri; Istiophoriformes; Xiphiidae. Gene Ontology annotation, biological process: mitochondrial respiratory chain complex IV assembly.
CUGCCAGUACACUGAUCUGAGAGCAGCCUUUUAAAUUUUUGCAUCGACCAUUUUAAGCUGUCAUGAAUGCGAGGAACUGACUUGAGAACAGGAGGUUGAAUGCCGUGUUUCCUUCACUUUUCACCUUUUUCGUAAUGUAGCAACCGUUUCCUUGUCUCAGCAGCGUUCCUGUCAAGGUCCAGACAUGGCCCAGAGUGUUUUAUAUCACAGGCUGUUUCACAGUAACGGCAAGGUCUUACAAAAAUGUACCGUCAGAUUCACACACAGUGUUUUAGGGAGAGAAACUGGACUGAAAAACACACUGUCACCGCGAAGAGUCCACUGCUGCCUGGUGAACGUGAGUCAGUGGUACGCCUGCAGAACAACACGGUGGCUGAAUCAGCGCUGCUCGAGAACAUUUUCCUCAAUACCUCCACCACCCUCAUCGGGGGGUGAGCCGAAGAAGUCUGGGCCUGUGACGUGGAAAUCUUUAGCAAUAACAUUUGCUAUUGGAGGUGCUUUGCUGGGAGGCAUGAAAUAUUUCAAAAAAGAAAAGGAAGAAAUGAUUGAAAAAGAGAGGAACAAAUCAAUAGGGAGACCAGCGCUGGGUGGCCCGUUCUCGCUCACUGAUCACAACAACAAGCCCGCCAAGAGUGAGGACUUCCUGGGCCAGUGGCUCCUCAUCUAUUUUGGGUUCACUCACUGCCCGGACAUCUGCCCGGAUGAAUUAGAGAAAAUGAUCGAAGUAGUGGAUGAGAUAGAUAAAAUAAAGUCCCUUCCAAACCUGACGCCUCUCCUCAUCACCAUCGAUCCUGACAGAGACACUCCAGAGGCCAUGGCUGCCUAUGUGAAAGAGUUUUCCCCGAAGCUGAUUGGCCUGACGGGGACAACAGCUGAGAUUGAGCAGGUUUCCAGAUCCUACAGAGUGUAUUACAGUCAGGGACCAAAGGACGAAGACAACGACUACAUUGUCGACCACACGAUCAUCAUGUACCUUGUGGGACCAGACGGAGAGUUUGUGGAGUAUUUUGGACAGAACAAGCGGAGUGUGGAGAUCACCAGCUCAAUAGCAGCGCAUAUGAGAAAGUACAACAAGGAGAAGUGAGCUGCAGCCUGUUAGAGCCCACUACGGACUGACAGACUGCCCUCGGGUGUUUCUGUGUAAUCUGGCUGACUUAAAUCAUCACGGCCAUCUCAUAUUUGCAGUCAUUAUUUAUUUUGGAUACGCUAUUAUAUAAAGUUAAAGCGUCUGCGGUAACAUUCCUUACAGAGGGUGGUGUGCAGAAGGAAACAGGCCUGCUGUGCUGUUAUAUUGUUCUCCAUUAUUAUCCACAAUACAUGUCACGCUCCUGCAUUCACAUAAGCUGGAAAACACUGCUAGUGCUUCCUGCUUGGAAAUAAUUGCACACAUGAGCUCCAGCUCCUCAGUAUCUUUGAUUUCUGAUGCAAACAAGAAGCGAGUACCUGAAGACAAAUGUAGGAGACGAAAUGAACCUUUGAUUUUGUGAUAAAAGCCGAAAUACAA